Molecule: messenger RNA, 7069 nt
Organism: Branchiostoma belcheri (Belcher's lancelet)
Lineage: Eukaryota; Metazoa; Chordata; Leptocardii; Amphioxiformes; Branchiostomatidae
Product: pleckstrin homology domain-containing family H member 1-like
Exons: 37
Coding region: 470-5512 (1680 amino acids)
Cellular component (GO): cytoskeleton
Source: RefSeq, a predicted model, not a curated record
UGUGUGAGUCACUGCCGUACAGACGAGAAGCGAUCGGUCGCCGACUAGCAGCACAGCAGUCGUACCAACACACCACACCUUUUGUCGGUCUCCUGUCGAGAGCUUCCGUCUGCUAGAGACAAGCUAAGAUUCCUUCCUGCCUUUCGGUAUCAUCGGCCGCGGGCCUGUCGAUCUCUGAGCCCGAGUUCGGACUUGCCUUGUUCCUGCAAAGUUCCUGGACCAGACGGUCGCGUCGCGGCGAUCGCCCGGUUUGUAAGCGUUUGCAGUGUUGGCUAAUCACGUCGACCUACAAACCGUGAGUGCGGAAGCUCGCCGGUUGUUUCCCAAGAAAUCUAACGUCCUGAUCGGACCGCCACCGGGCCGUUAUGUAGCGGACACCCACCGGCCUGUCCCGCGCUCUUAUUUGGGAGGUGGGUGUUUUGAUAACCCGUGCACGAAGAGCGGUGAGCUCACGGGUCCGGCAGCAACUAUGGCCUCGGCACCGGUCGAGUUGGACGGGGACGUAGACUGGAAGGCACGAUGCCUGACUCUGGAGGGUCAACUCAUCAGAUUCAAGUCCCAGGCCAGUCGGAUACGGGAACUGCUGGCUGAAAAGAUGCAGGAGCUGGAAAGGAGAGUGCAGGAGGCUGAUGCUAAGGCAGACAAAGCAGAGGAGCAGUUACGAGUGAUGGAGCAGAAGCAGGUGACCCAGAACAUCGACGUGCGGCAGUCCACCAGCGCUCUGUUCGUGCGCAUCCAGGAGCUGGAGACAGCCUGCAGGGAGAAGGAUGACGUCAUCGUCAAGUUAGAGAUACAGCUGGAGGAACAGAAGGAACUUCGUGCUCAGGAAGGAGAGAUGGUGGAAAAGAAGGCAGCUAAGAUUAAGGAAUGGGUUUACAACAAGCUGGGAGAGUUGGAAGAGGAGAAUGAGCGACUGCGCCGCACUCACCAACAGUCCAUGUACGCUCUGGAGUCCCUGCAAAAGAAACUGCAAGAAAGCCAGACCAAGUCUGCAGUGGUGCCUGCCAGCGGUUGCAGCUCACCUGGCCCAGCAGGUGUGAGUGGAGGCGUCCCGCAAGUGGCCCGGCCCUCCAGCCCGUCUGUCCCACCUGCACCUCACACCUCCAUGGUCCGAGACCACGAGCCUGACGGAGAGGCCACCAUCAACUUUUCCGAGCAGGACAGAGUAUUAGAGACUGACCUGGACAAGCCAGAGAACUUCAUUCUGAACGCCGUGGAUGAUUUUGAAGAGGAGAAAAUGGACCUGGAGAGUGAGUGUGCCCUGACGCCUGUCUCGUCCAGACACGAGGACAGCCUGAUCGAGGAGCAGAUGUACAAAAAGUUUGAGCUGCAGAGGUUGGACUCUUCCUCGUCUUCCAGUGAAUCACAAGCUAAGAUAUCACCAGUGGAAAGGCCACUAAGCCCUCUACCCCCAGAAGCCCCACCCUCCACUCCUGAGAACGGUCCCCCCACCCCCCUCCCUGGCACCGCUAGCAUGACUUUACCCAGGAUGAAGGAAAACCUUCACUCCUCGACAAGGAGAAAGUUAUCACCAGACAAGAGUCCUACCAAAAUCCCAGUUCGCAGUGUGAGCUGCUUCCCCUUGAGUCCUGCCAGACAGAAGUCAGAAAAGCAGGGCCGGAAGUCCAGUACAGAACACAAACUGUCAGAAAAGAUGGAAUUUUCUGUGUCAGCACCUGAAGGAAUUCAGAAGAAGGCUGACAGCUCGUCCCCCAGAGGGAGUCCGGAGAAGAAGCGAUGUGAAAGUUUUGCACCUCAGGGAUCGCAAAACAAGCCCCCCACUCCUCCUCAGCACAGAUUCCCAUCAUGGGAAAACCGAAUAUAUGACCUGGCAAAGGGAGGGAUUCGGGUUUCGGAGAACCUGAACGGAAUGCACAGAUAUUCCAGUAUUCCAGUGUAUCACACAGCACAUGGCCUGUACACAGACCACAGCUUUAAGAGUCUGACAGUUCCAGUUUUCACCACAAUUAAAGGGAAAGCCUCUCAGAUCAGAAACACGCCGUUCACCGAUGAGUCCACGGAUUCCUCGGAGGAGGAGGGUGGGGUGACACCGACGUCGUCCCAUGUCCCUGGGUCGGACCCUACAGGAGCGUCCCCGGCCGGCCCGGGGUCUCCUGCCUCCCUGGCACUGAGGAAACAGGGCAGUCCCAGCAGCUCAGGCGCAGUCAAGAGAGCUGUCUCCAUGCAGUCCACGAGCUCCGACGACUACGCCAUCCCUCCAGAUGCCAUGUCCACCGACAGCGACCAUUCAGAACCAGAGAACAAGCUGCUGAAGACGUGUGCUGCUUACACCACCGAAAACAUGAGAAGGGAAACCUUGGAGAAGUGUGGCUACCUGACCAAACUGGGAGGCAGGUUGAAGUGCUGGAAGAGGAGAUGGUUUGUGCUGAGGAAUGGGGAGCUCUGCUACUACAAGUCACCUAGUGAUGUGCAUCGGAAGCCUCAGGGAAGGAUAGAGCUGGACGGACUGUGCAAGAUUGCGAGAACAGAAGGGAACUGCACUUUUGAGAUUGUGACGGAAAAGAAGACGUACUACCUCACAGCUGACUCCACCUCUGCUAUGGAGGAGUGGAUCAGAGUGCUGCAGAAUGUUUUGAGAAGAUACGCGACCAGCCCACUGUUCGAGCAGGCCCAGGGCAGGCCUGUCAUCAAGGGAUGGGUCACCAAGGUGAAGCACGGGCACUCCAAACGGUGCUGGUGCGUGCUGAAGGGGCGUAUGCUGUGCUACUUUAAACACCAGGAGGACAAGGUAGAGAAGGUUCCUCUUGGUGUGAUAAACAUGCGAGAUGCCAGAGUAGAGGAAAUCGACAGAUCGUUUGACUCGGAUGAGGAAUAUGAGACCAUGGAGAAGGGAGGAUCGACCACACACCACACUGUCUGCAUCACUGCCAAGGACCAGGGCCCAACCUACCUACUCAUCAACAACAAACAGGAGAAGGAUGGCUGGUUAUACCACCUGACUGUGGCUGCAGGCAGCGGGAUGGGAAACAUUGGCACAGAGUACGAGCAACUUAUCGGCAGACUCAUGGACGUGGAUGGGGACCCAGGUAGCGACAUCUGGAAGCACCAGACCCUGUGUUACAGCAAGGAGAGCAUCACCUCAGCCCUAACCACCUUACCGUCUGAAGCUUUGCAAACUGAGGCUGUCAAACUUUUCAAGUCAUGUCAACUCUUCAUCAGUGUUCCUCUGGACUCUCCGGCUAUCGACUACCAUGUCACGUUGGCCCAGAAUGCACUGCAGGUGUGUCUGACCCACCCGGAGCUGCAGAAUGAGAUCUACUGUCAGCUGAUCAAGCAGACCAGCAGACGACCUCAGUUCCCUCAACAAGCCUCGAUACAGUGCUGGCAGCUGUUGUCGAUGUGCAUUCCCCUGUUCCUGCCCAAGCACAUGUUCCUCUGGUACCUCAGGGCACACCUCAGCCGCAACGCUGAUCCCAGGACUGAGGUGGGGAAGUAUGCAGUGUACUGUCAAAGGUCGCUGGAGAGGACGUUGAGAAAUGGUGGCAGAGAGGCCCGGCCCUCCCGCAUGGAGCUGCUGUCCAUCCUGCUGAGGAACCCCUACCACCACUCACUCCCUGUCAGCAUCCCAGUACACUUCCUCAACGGCACAUAUCAGGUUGUAGGGUUUGAUGGCUCUACAACAAUAGAAGAGUUCUUGAGGACGUUGAACACGGAGAUUGGCACUCGGGACUGCUCGCUGUCUGGGUUUGCCCUCUUCACUGAUGACCCUUCAGGACGGGAGAUAGAACACUGCCUGCAGGCAUCAGUAAAGCUGUGUGAUGUGAUCUCGAAGUGGGAACAGGCCCUGAGAGAGCAGCAACCCGGCAAGUUUGAAACCACCAGGAUCGUCAGGCUGACUUACAAGAACAGACUAUACCUGAAGAGCAUGGUGAAGUCAGAGACAGAGAAGGAGCGGUUACUGCUGACAUACCAGGUGAACGAGGAGGUGGUGAAUGGAAGAUUUCCCCUCAACAAAGAGCUGGCCUUGGAGAUGGCUGCUCUUAUGGCUCAGAUUGAGUUUGGUGACCACACCAGCGGAGGCCAGUCCAGCCCUUCCCAGAAGUCCCAGGUGGACCAGGUACUGGAGAGGUUCUACCCCAUGAGGUACAAGGAUGGCUCUGAGGACCAGAUCAAGCUCCUGUGCUUUUGCUGGCAGCUGUUGUCGAUGUGCAUUCCCCUGUUCCUGCCCAAGCACAUGUUCCUCUGGUACCUCAGGGCACACCUCAGCCGCAACGCUGAUCCCAGGACUGAGGUGGGGAAGUAUGCAGUGUACUGUCAAAGGUCGCUGGAGAGGACGUUGAGAAAUGGUGGCAGAGAGGCCCGGCCCUCCCGCAUGGAGCUGCUGUCCAUCCUGCUGAGGAACCCCUACCACCACUCACUCCCUGUCAGCAUCCCAGUACACUUCCUCAACGGCACAUAUCAGGUUGUAGGGUUUGAUGGCUCUACAACAAUAGAAGAGUUCUUGAGGACGUUGAACACGGAGAUUGGCACUCGGGACUGCUCGCUGUCUGGGUUUGCCCUCUUCACUGAUGACCCUUCAGGACGGGAGAUAGAACACUGCCUGCAGGCAUCAGUAAAGCUGUGUGAUGUGAUCUCGAAGUGGGAACAGGCCCUGAGAGAGCAGCAACCCGGCAAGUUUGAAACCACCAGGAUCGUCAGGCUGACUUACAAGAACAGACUAUACCUGAAGAGCAUGGUGAAGUCAGAGACAGAGAAGGAGCGGUUACUGCUGACAUACCAGGUGAACGAGGAGGUGGUGAAUGGAAGAUUUCCCCUCAACAAAGAGCUAGCCUUGGAGAUGGCUGCUCUUAUGGCUCAGAUUGAGUUUGGUGACCACACCAGCGGAGGCCAGUCCAGCCCUUCCCAGAAGUCCCAGGUGGACCAGGUACUGGAGAGGUUCUACCCCAUGAGGUACAAGGAUGGCUCUGAGGACCAGAUCAAGCAGCUGGGCCAGAAGCUUUCCACCAAGUGGUCAGGGUUGAAGGCUCGAAGUCAAACAGACUGUGUCCGCAUCUAUCUGACAGUAGCGAGGAAGUGGCCCUUCUUCGGAGCAAAACUCUUCACUGGCAAGUUGAAGGGCAUAGAAGGCCAGGGUCUGGUGUGGCUUGCUGUGCAGGAGGACAGCAUCAGCCUACUGGAGUACACAACCAUGCGCCUAUUGGUGACCUACAACUACAAGUCUGUGGUGACAUUUGGUGGCUGUAAGCAGGACUUCAUGUUGGUGGUGCACCAGGCAGUGGACAGACCCAUGCAGCAGCAGCAGGAGAUAGGCACCGAGAAGUUCCUCUUCAAUAUGUGCAAACCUAAGAUCCUGGAGAUCACUCUGCUGAUUGCCAGCUUCAUCAACACCAUUGUUCGGCAGCAGGGCCUGACCUGCAAUGGGAAGUCUGGUACGCUGACCCGAACACCAACAUCACCACAGCAGAAACCUAAGGUGUGGGACAUGGAGAGCAAGGAAUGGCCACAGAUCAAAAACAAACAUGGUAUUGUGGGCACCUCAUUCUAUGUGUAGGGAGGCAAACUCUGCAAUCAGACAAUGAAGUCAGGAAAUAUCAUGUGUUUCCUGGAAAACCUGUCAAGAUGUUGGAGAUCUCACCAGUAUGUCUGUAAAAUGAGAGUAGUUAGAAAACCAUCACACUUGGAUCUUGUAGUGGAACCCACAUGUACAGGAAUCUGUGCUAGUACAUGUAUUUGGAAGCAUCCUGUAAAGGACAAUGCAAGAAAGAGCUGAAUUUUAGAUUUUGUUAUCUUAACAUUCUACUAGGAUGUCAUGGUCAUACAGUAAGAAAAAAUCUACAAUCCAGAGCAUAAUAUUCUGUAAGUACAAUGUGUGUUUUGAGACGUAAGACAGAGACACAGUAUAUUACAGAGUGGCUAAACAUACCUAAACGUACCAGGCAGUGGUACCUUGUCUGUAAGAGUGUGAAAAUACCAGUAAGUCUAAUUACAUGUAUACUUGCACAACAUUUGGAACUUCAUGGCUCUAGAAUGGGAUACUACUGAUACCACUUUGUUAGUAACUUGAAGAACAUUAGCAUUAAUAGUAGAUUUUGAUAGUAAGUAUGCUGAUAGUGAUACAAUAUAAUUGGUGGGAUCCAGAGUCAGUAUGAGUAUUCAUUAAGUCGUCACUUUAACCUUCUCCCUGAUGACUUAUACUGUGAGUAAUGUAAAGUUAGUGGAUGAGACAACCCUUGGUAGGGAGAAGGUUAAGCAGAGAGAAGACAUGAAUCGAUGUGACAGUAUUAUGAACAAAACUGGAUGACAUGAUCUGAGAAUGUGGACCUCUAGAUACAUGUGUGUCACCAUAACUAUUUUGUAUGCUGCCACUCAGAAGUAGACAAUUACCUAUAACCAACCAUUGAAGCUCCUUGCUGUAAAAGCUUUGGAUGCAUUUCCCUUGAUGAUCAUGCAUACUUGAGGCAAAGUGCAAUACAGCUCCUUGCAGGCAUGUACACAGUCCACUGAAGCAAGUGUUGUUAAAUUUUAGUUCUUGCAUAUUGUACAACAGCCUUUGUGUGGCUGGUGGUUUGUAGUACAUAGAUAAUGUACUUACUUGAAUAAGCAAAGAUGUGUAGCUAUGUCAUAGACAUACUCUAGCUUUUAUUUGUGUCGCGACAAAAAAGAGUAGUUACUCGUGUCAGAUACAGAGUCCAGGUCCAGCCAAGUGCUGUGUUCUUGUUCUUGCUCAAACUCAUAUCAAUGUACUUCACACAAUUAUCGUCUGUAUCUAUUGGUAGUUGUAUCAUCAUUUAUUUAUGGUAGACAUUUUGAUGUAGGUGCAGAUCAAAAAUGUUUAAUAAGUUACCAAACAUGUUUUAAUCAGUUGUGGAAUGUUUAAAAGGAAUAUUUUAGCAUUUUUGUACAGAGGUUAUCAUGUGUUGCCAAGACAUUUUAUUUUGCAUAUUGAACUUCUUUCUUAUUGUAAAAUGUUGUAUUUCUGUUUUAAUAAUAAAAAAAGCUCAAUGAUGGAACUAAUUUAUGGAGGCAUAUUUAACAUUCUUUUGGGGUUUUUUAUCCAGUGCCUGGUUUGCAUGGAGCACGUUUUAAAACAAUAAAUCCAAGCAUUGAA